Messenger RNA from Vitrella brassicaformis, 1747 nucleotides. Lineage: Eukaryota; Vitrellaceae. The record is from the annotation of a GenBank genome assembly.
AGUCAGCCCAUUUACGCGUGUCCUCUAUGUAUCGCUCAAUGACGAGCAGCGAAGCAGCCCCAGCUGCCGACAGCAUUCUUGCCCGAACCGUUCAUUGUCGAGGAACCGACUAAGUGACCUCUGCGCAUCGGCCCGCAUGGCGACCAUCUCUGGGUCGUCGAACCGCAGGAUGGCGGCCCGCAUGCACUCGGCAAACUCAGCUGGCGAGUCGCACAGGAAGCCAAUCUGCCGGCCGUCGUUGAGCGACGGGUUGAGAAUGUCGUCUCGCGGGCCGCCCGAGUUAUGAGCGAUGACCACCAGGCCGGCGGCGAGGAACUCGAUGAGCGAUAUGCCGAAGUGCUCGCUGACCAUCGUGUGCACGGCCGCCUUUGCCUGGUGGAGAUCGUGGAUCAGUGUGUCCAUGGGAGCGUUGAGGUGGAAGUGAACCCGGUCGUCAACACGCCUCUGCCGACACAGUGCCCGCAGCUGGCUCACAAUCCGCUCGUCGGCCUCGUUGCGCGUCGACCCAUAAAGAUGCAGCUCAGUGUCCUGGGGAAGAUGCAGCUCAGUGUCCUGGGGAAGCGGCGGGCUGUCACUGUCAGCCAACAGGCGCGCGAAGGCCUCGACUUGCAGUUGGUGGUUCUUCUCUGGCCGGAACUGAGCCACAGACACAAUGCGAUUCCGCCGGCUGUGCUGCGGCUGCGGCUGCCCUUUCUGCGGCUGCGGUGGCACUUUGAAGGCCGCCAGGUCGCAUGGCGGGUAAACAACCUUGACGGGGACGCCCCAAAUGUGUUCGAUGUGCCGCUGGGUCCAUCCUGAGUUGACAACACAUCGGUCGGCACACCUGCCUGCCCAGCCGUAGAGCCCGGCCAUGAGCCGGUAGUAGGCCACCUUGCUGCGGGUUAGGGCCUGCGAGGCGGCGAUGAAGGCCGCGUUGUUGUAGGCAGCCGUGCGAGAGGCCACAAGAGUCAGCAUGUCGGUGCUGAUCGUCGGAUAAUGCACAUAAGCCGACACCUACAUCCACACAGAACAGGUAGGUGCUCAGUCGAUGAGUGACUGAUGCGGGGGGCGUGCGUGUGGUCGUCUGGUGUGUGUCGGUCCACCAGUGCACUUACUUUGCAUCCGGCGAGGUACUUGGCCACCGGGAAUGAGAAGGCAAAGCCCGUGGUGUCGACAAACACCGAGGGGCAUCGCUGCAGCAGGGCCCGCAGGGCGAGCAGUGCCGAGCCAGCGCUCUGCCCCAGCAGAGUGAACCUGGGGUAGCUCCGCGCCUCCACCAGCCAGAUCCACCCCACCCUCACAAACCUGACGCGCGCACACACACACACACACACAGAUCGGUUAGUGUUUGUCCAUCGCAACACUCAUCCACCCAUUCCACCCUACUCGAUGUGUGAGCCGAAUGCCGUCACAUCGAUGCCAAAUCGCUUCUUGACAUGACCAAGGAUGUCAGCUGACGAGGCCGGGCUGUGUGUGUAGAUCAGCACGGGGCGGGAAGUCUUGGCUUCAGCCUGAUCCUGAUGCUGGCAGACGGCUUUGACAAUGCACCACAGGACGCGCUCACCGCCGCCUCCCUGGUCGCAGUAGGGAUGGAAGAACCCAACUGCGUUGCGCCGCCGCGUCAGACCGCACCAGAGGCGAAUGGCCACGACGGCGGCUGCACAGAUUGAUAAUGCCACGAUGACAGCGUCGAUGAGGAUCUUCAAGAGCAUCUCUUUGCCCCAGCAGCAGCAGCAGCAGCGGUUUCCCGCACGGCAGGAGCGAUCUU